Molecule: messenger RNA, 1065 nt
Organism: Acanthosepion pharaonis
Lineage: Eukaryota; Metazoa; Mollusca; Cephalopoda; Sepiida; Sepiidae
Source: the annotation of a GenBank genome assembly
AUGCAUGGAUGCAUAGAUAGAUGGAUAUCUAUCUAUCUAUCUGUCUAUCUAUCUAUCUAUCUAUCUAUCUAUCUAUCUAUCUAUCUAGUGCAUGUUGAUCUAGCUGAAAGCCUCAAUUUUUUUUCUUUUUACGUCUCUUUCUUUCACUUUUCUAAUGUUUUGAUCACUUUCUUUCUUUUUACGAAUUGUUAUUUUCUAUCUAUCUAUCUAUCUAUCUAUCUAUCUAUCUAUCUAUCUAUCUAUCUAUCUAUCUAUCUUUCAUUCUUUCUUUCUUUCCCAUGUGUUGGGUUGUUGUUCGACUCGUCGAUAUCUAUCUAUCUAUCUAUCUAUCUAUCUAUCUAUCUAUCUAUCUAUCUAUCUGUAUUUCUUUGCUUUUCUCAUUGCUUAUUUGGUUUUUGUCAUUUGCCAAUCACUAACCGUUGGCUUUUUACUGUCUUUCUCUUUCUUACGUUGAAAUGGAUUUCUUUUUUGCGACGAUCUUUAUUUCGAUCUAUCUAUCUAUCUAUCUAUCUAUCUAUCUAUCUAUCUAUCUAUCUAUCUAUCUUGAUACAUUUCACUGACAUACACGUGGGUGACAUCUAUAAACAUACAUUUCCUACAUAUCCUUUAUUUUAUUUUAUUUUGUCGGAUUCAUAUCCAUAUCUUAUCUGCAUUUCAUAUCUAUCUCAUUUUGUUCAUUAUCUAUCUAUCUAUCUAUCUAUCUAUCUAUCUAUCUAUCUAUCUAUCUAUCUAUCUAUCUUAUUCUGUUUAUUCCACUGGAUACCAUUAGCCCAAAAAUUCAGUAUCUAUCUAUCUAUCUAUCUAUCUAUCUAUCUAUCUAUCUAUCUAUCUAAGCAAAUUCAUAUCUGUUUCAAUAUAUAUUUGCAUUUUCGUACAUAUUUACGACCUUUUAGUUUUGUAUGCAUUUAUACGUGUAUAUCUAUCUAUCUAUCUAUCUAUCUAUCUAUCUAUCUAUCUACUUACCUUUCUACCUGUUGUUUUAAUUACGAUUCAUUUAUUUAUUUAUUUAUCUAUCUAUCUAUCUAUCUAUCUAUCUAUCUAUCUAUCUAUCUAUCUAUCUGUUAA